UAUUGGAUUUCACGUCUAUCACUUGAUCGCCGUGGCUGAUGAAAACAGAUAAUUUCACGUUGACAUGCCUUACGCAAACCAACCCAGUGUAAAAAUUCUGGAGCUUACAGAAGAAAACGUGAAGUUUGUGAUCGAAAAUACAGACUUAAGCAUGGCUAAUGGCCUACGAAGGAUAUUUAUUGCUGAAACUCCAACUAUAGCCAUAGACUGGGUACAAAUUGACAACAACACUUCCGUAUUACACGAUGAGUUUAUUGCCCACAGAUUAGGUCUUAUUCCAUUGACCAGUGAUGAAAGUGUGGAUAGAUUGUGCUACUCCAGAGAUUGCACAUGUGAGGAGUUCUGUCCAGAUUGUUCUGUUGAACUGAAACUAGAAGUAAAAUGCACAGAUGAUCAAACACGACAUGUGACAACCAGAGACCUUGCAUCUUCAGAUCCAAAAGUUAUUCCAGUCACAUCACGGCACCAUGAAGAUGAAAACAGUGACUAUGGUGAACAGGAUGACAUUUUGAUUGUUAAGCUACGUAAAGGACAGGAGCUCAAGUUGCGAGCUUUUGCCAAAAAGGGAUUUGCAAAGGAACAUGCCAAAUGGAACCCCACAGCAGGUGUGGCAUUUGAGUAUGACCCUGACAAUGCCCUAAGACAUACAACGUAUCCAAGACCGGAGGAAUGGCCAAAGAGUGAAUACACAGAACUGGAUGAAGAUAGCCAUCAAGCACCAUUUGAUCCAAAUGCUAAAGCAGACAGAUUUUAUAUAAAUGUUGAGUCCUGUGGUUCAUUAAGACCUGAGACUAUCGUGUUGAGUGGGCUGUCUGUGCUCAAGAAAAAGCUGAGUGAUCUCCAGACUCAACACAGCCAUGAAGUAGCUGCUGAUGUCUUAACCAUAUAAGGACUGACACCCAGUGCAAUGUUGCUGUAGUUAUUUAUUUUAUAAUAGAAAACUCAUUUUGUAAUGAAAAGAUUUGAUAGCCACUUGAAGUAAUGUGUUCUUAUCAACAGAAACAACCAUGUUUCACUAAAAUUUUUCAGAGGUUUAAUUCAGCGGAAUGGUGAUUUUUGUGUUCUUUGCAUCUUAAGAUAACGGAUAUUUCUCCAGGCCAAACCACUCCUGUUCACUCGUAAAUUGAGUGUUUGCUUCCCCCUCGCGCGUGAAAAAUUAAAAAAUUGAUACUCGUAUAUGGAAAUUAAUGGGAAAUCUUCGUUUCAAUCAUUAGUUUUGGGGUCUAUGCUUUUCUUGGGUAAGCUGCAAAUGAGAAAUCAUAGUGCUUUGAUAUAUUGAUAAAGACGGUGCUUUUUCUCCCUCAUGCUUGUGUGUUUCUAUCACCAUGGUUUUUAGCCAUGGUUGACAGAGUUAGCUGUAAUCCUGUGUGAAAAAGGAGGGCCUUUUGAUUUUUAAUUGUCACAUUUGAAUUAGAAAAUCUUGGUGAAAUUUAGUCCUGCGAUAUCAUGACGGCAAAUAACUCUCAGAUCGCGCUGAAAUUGCAGCUAACUUGCACUGCUUAAGAGAAAAUAAAAUUCUGCCCCAGACCUCCA
Molecule: messenger RNA, 1533 nt
Organism: Pocillopora damicornis (cauliflower coral)
Lineage: Eukaryota; Metazoa; Cnidaria; Anthozoa; Scleractinia; Pocilloporidae
Product: DNA-directed RNA polymerase II subunit RPB3
Biological process (GO): transcription by RNA polymerase II
Cellular component (GO): RNA polymerase II, core complex
Molecular function (GO): DNA binding; protein dimerization activity
Source: RefSeq, a predicted model, not a curated record